AAACACGGAAGCAGCAUGGCGGCCAGCGGCAGCGGCGGCUCCGACAGGCAGCGGGUGGCCCAGCAGAGACUGAGGAUCAUCGCCGGACACUUGCGGAGGCCGGCGGACGACGACUGGGCCGUCCGGGCCGCGGAGUGCAAAGCCCCGCAGAGCGAGUCCUCCGCCCCCGCCGAGGGGAAGAAGACGAUGCCCCGGAGAAGGCAGGAGAUUAUGAAAUGGAAUGGCUGGGGAUAUAACGAUACCAAGUUCCUCUUCAAUAAGAAAGGGCAAACAGAAUUUACUGGCAAAAGGUAUAGGCUAAGUGGUAUGAUCGUCCCUGGUCUGCAAGAUUGGUUUGAAACCACAUUUGGAGCCAGUGUGCACCAUAAAUCCCCCGCAACAACCACUCUGAAUAGCAGUGCUGUGCCGCCUCCCAAUCUUAAUGAGGCCUUCGUCGAAGAGCUGAAAUCCACAGGUGUUCCCUUCUCUCACGAUGCAGAGGACAGAGUGUUUCGCGCUAACGGCCAUUGCUUACAUGAGAUCUUUCCCCUCCGAGAAGGGAAAAUUGGUCGAGUUCCAGAUUCGGUGGUAUGGCCAAACUGCCACAAUGAUGUAGUGAAAAUUGUGGAACUGGCGUGCAAACAUAAUGUUUGUUUGAUACCAUUUGGAGGAGGGACGAGUGUCUCUAGCGCUCUAGAGUGCCCCCUUGAGGAAACUCGCUCCAUUGUUUCUCUGGAUACCUCACAGAUGAACCGCAUUCUGUGGAUUGACGAGAAAAAUUUAACGGCCCAUGUGGAAGCUGGCAUUAUCGGUCAGGAUCUGGAGAGACUACUUAAUGAGAGUGGCUACUGUACAGGGCACGAGCCUGACUCCAUGGAGUUCAGCUCCUUGGGGGGUUGGGUCGCAACCAGAGCAUCGGGCAUGAAGAAGAACGUCUACGGCAACAUUGAAGACCUGGUCGUCCACAUAAAGAUGGUGACCCCUCAAGGUGUAAUUGAAAAGAGUUGUCAAGGCCCACGCAUGUCCACAGGCCCAGAUAUUCACCACUUCAUCCUGGGCUCAGAAGGAACCUUGGGCCUGGUCACCGAGGUAACCAUGAAGAUUCGUCCAGUGCCAGCGUAUCAGAAAUACGGCUCUGUUGUAUUUCCGGAUUUUGAGCAGGGGGUUGCCUGUCUCCGGGAGGUCGCCAGACAGAGGUGUGCUCCGGCAUCUAUACGACUCAUGGACAAUAAGCAGUUUCAAUUUGGUCACGCCCUGAAGCCUCAAGGGUCUUCCAUUUUCACAUCUUUUGUGGACGGCUUGAAGAAAUUUUACAUCACCAAGUUCAAAGGGUUCGACCCCAACCGCUUGUGUGUGGCCACCCUGCUAUUCGAGGGAGACCGUGAGAAGGUCCUGCAGCAUGAAAAGCAAGUUUAUGACAUUGCUGCAAAAUUUGGGGGCCUGGCAGCUGGAGAGGACAAUGGUCAGAGGGGUUACAUGCUGACCUUCGUCAUCGCUUACCUCCGGGACUUGGGGUUGGACUACUAUGUGAUUGCCGAGUCCUUUGAAACCUCUGUGCCUUGGGACAGGGUGUUGGACGUUUGCCGGAAUGUAAAGGCACGCAUUGUCCGAGAGUGUAAAGAGAGAGGAGUGCAGUUUUCACCAUUAUCCACAUGCAGAGUGACUCAGACAUACGACGCUGGUGCCUGUGUCUACUUUUACUUUGCCUUCAACUACAGAGGACUCAGUGAUCCAAUACAUACGUUCGAACAAGUGGAGCAUGCAGCUAGAGAAGAAAUCCUUGCCAAUGGAGGAAGCUUGUCACAUCACCAUGGAGUGGGGAAACUUCGGAAGCAGUGGAUGAGAGACACCGUUUCCAACGUCGGCAUCGGAAUGCUCAAGUCCGUCAAGGACUACCUGGACCCCAAUAACAUCUUUGGCAACAGGAACCUCUAUUGAGUCCCCUCCAUCUUUAGCUCACCUUUUUCUAAAGAAAAGCAUCGUGUGUUUUGGAUUAAUCAAAACUAAAUGUAAAUUAAAAAUUGACAGUGCCAUUUAUUGAUUCACCCAAACCUUUUUCUUUGGCUUUAUAUUGCACUUAAUAUGCUGUAACAAUCAUUGUCGUUCAUGUUGAAGCUGAUUUGUGCUGUUGUUUCGUGUCCUCUGCUUUUCUGAGCGAAGGACGCGAUGCAUCACGACACCGUGCAAAAAAACCUUGAUAUUUGUUUUUGUCAUAUUUGCUUUUGUUUAACAUUUUCCUACAUAUCUCUGCCAAUUUAGUUGACCGUUCAAUUUGUUUUUAUUUGACUCUUUUUGUGUGUGUGUGUGCGUGCAUGCGUGAGCGUGUGUGGCACUUCUUUAGUGGUAAGUUUUAGACGAAGACGCUUUCUAAAGCUCUGUGCCUUUCUAAAGCUUGUCUCUGCCUUCCUCUUCUCGUGCACACCACUCGUGCACAGUGACUCCCUAUGUGAAGCAAAACAAACUCAGACAUGAUGUUUUCACUGUCUCCUGUUUGUCUUUUCCAUUCCCUCAGGCCUUUUGUUGUACUGACCUAUUGCCAUAAGACACUUUGUCGAGUGUGUGCGUGUGUGUGUGUGUGCGUGUGUGCCUCUCCAGACUAAACUGAAAAGCCCACACCUUCAGCCACCCACCAAAAUUUAACCCUCCGAGAAGUACAAUAUGAUUACAGAGAGAGAAAUUCCUUGUGUGUUAUGUUUUUGUACUAAAAUUACUUUUGUUUGCAUGGUUUGUUGUUUUGCGGCGCUCACGUUGUACCAAAGACUCAACACGUCAGACCAUGCAGACAAAAAUCUGUUUGACUAUAUUUGAUCACAAUAUGCACAGCUAACCCACAUUUCAUCAAUAUGCAAAGAGAACCUCUGAAAGCCGUGAAGUGUAGAUAUUUGUUACUGUUUCAUGUGCUGAAACUUUCUAUUAAAGUCGAUGAAGUCCAUGUUUGCUAUCUUCAAGGCGCUGUUCUUGUUUCUGCUCCAACUGGUGUUGCCCAGAGAUUCCUUAGCUCCCGAGAUGGUUGAACUUGUUAACCGCCCCUUUGUUAUCUGUAUUGUAUUAAAGGUUUUUGGAAUGGUAACAUACUGCAAUUUGAUAUCUGACAUUUAACUAAUGGUUUUGAAGCCAAGUUUUGCUUUUUUCCCCUUCUGAUGUGUGCUUCACUUUCCCGGACCACCACAUCCUUUUUUUAUUCUCAAUACUCCCCCCAAAUAACACAACUUAGUUAGGACCUACUAUUUGAAAUUUUAACCCCUGUGUCAAAAACAUGUGAGAGCCUUUGAAUGUUAUGGAUGUACCUUUAUAUUUUGUUAUUUACCACUUCUCCUAACAAUGUAGUAACAUCCAUGUACAUUCUGUCCACGCUGUUUGUGCAAUAAAUUGAAUAAAAUUCAACUAAACCCUCCCA
Limanda limanda (common dab) is the source of this 3376-nucleotide messenger RNA. It is a transcript of the gene agps, whose product is annotated as alkylglycerone phosphate synthase. Lineage: Eukaryota; Metazoa; Chordata; Actinopteri; Pleuronectiformes; Pleuronectidae. Gene Ontology annotation, biological process: lipid biosynthetic process. The record is from RefSeq and is a predicted model, not a curated record. Bases 16 to 1917 code for a protein of 633 amino acids. Gene Ontology annotation, molecular function: alkylglycerone-phosphate synthase activity; FAD binding. The transcript has 20 exons.